AUGAUGCAGCAGAGACCAGCAGUGCGAGGAGGCGAGCCAUGGGAGAAAGGUGAACCCAUGUCAAUUAUUCCGCUGGAUAGAAAUGAGAACAUGAAUCAUCAAAGCUGCCAGAGUCUGGAGGAUGCAGUCACCGAACCCGUAGAAAUGGUUGUAUUCUACGGGGAGGAAGAGAAUGAUCAGAUUCCAAUUUCAUAUCGAGAUCAUGCAAUUUUGGUGCCAACGGUUGGGCAAACCUUUGAAGAUGAAUCUGACGGAUAUGCAUUCUACAAUUUGUAUGCUAGAUUCUAUGGUUUUGGUACCAGGAGAUCUAAGUGCAGGUAUAAGGAGGGAGGAAUGAAGUCAAUGCAGGAGUUUUGCUGCAUCCGACAGGGGAGAGACAAGUUUCUCAUUGGGAACCCAACUAGGAUUGGUUGUAGGGCUAUGCUCAGGAUUAAUCGAUCCUCUGAAAAUCAGAAUUGGAGGGUUUCUGCAUUCACUAGUGAGCAUAACCAUGUGAUGAAACGGGACUUGAGGCAUACCCAACAAUUCAGAUCUCAUAAUUUCAUUGCUGAAGGUACAAAGAGGAGCAUAGAAGAGAUGGUAGAUUCAGGGAUGGCACCUACAGCUAUGUAUGGCUUGGUUUCUGCAAUGCACGGAGGUCCAUCUUUAACACCCUUCACAAAGAGAUCAAUGACAAGAAUGGCCUAUGCCAUCCGAAGAGAUGAGAGUAGCAAGGAUGUGCAGAAGACACUAAAUCAUUUCAGAGAAAUGCAAUGCCGUAGCAAGAAUUUCUUUUACAACAUUCAGACAUCAAUUUUUGGAUGUGCUCUGUUGAGGGAAGAAACAGUUGAAGCGUUCAAAUGGCUUUUCCAAACUUUUACAGAGGCAAUGCAUGGGAAUACACCAUCAGCGAUUCUAACAGAUAAUUGCCAUCAAAUGGAGAUAGCAAUCAGAGAAGUGUGGCUAAAAUCGAUCCAUAGAGUUUGCAAGUGGCAUGUACUGAAGAAUGCAAAGGAGAACCUAGGGAACAUUUACAGUAAGAGAAACAAGUUCAAAGAGGAGUUUCAUAAGGUUUUGAAUGAACCCCAAUCAAUAGAAGAGUUUUUGAGGGCCUGGUCAGAUUUAGUGCAGAAGUAUAACCUAGAGUCCAGUGUUUAUCUGCGUCGAAUGUGGGACAUGAAAGAACGUUGGGCUCCUGCUUAUUUCAGGGGACAUUUUUUUGCUAGAAUGUCAACUACGCAAAGAAGUGAGAGCAUGAAUCAUGUUCUGAAGAAGUACAUCAAACCUUCGUCUUCACUGUAA
Molecule: messenger RNA, 1281 nt
Organism: Oryza brachyantha (malo sina)
Lineage: Eukaryota; Viridiplantae; Streptophyta; Magnoliopsida; Poales; Poaceae
Product: protein FAR1-RELATED SEQUENCE 5-like
Exons: 6
Coding region: 1-1281 (426 amino acids)
Biological process (GO): regulation of DNA-templated transcription
Source: RefSeq, a predicted model, not a curated record